AUGAAACGCACCGAGACAAUCCGAGUGGCUGCCCACGAGAGGCUACGAGAUCUUCUCAACAUCCUGCGCGGUAUCCUAGACAAGUAUACUGCUCUCAAAUCAACCGAUAUACACACAGCAGCUGUUGUACUCAUAGCCCAAAUCAAAGGUCUUACAAGCAAUAAUGAGGAGAAAGACAAAGGGCAUUUCUUUGAGGCAAUCGAUGCCUUGGCACAAGCCUUCAGUAACAGUGUUACGGAGUAUCUUAUGGGUGAUACUGAGCAGGCUACGCUACAUCUAGGAUAUCCGGCUUCUAAGUCAUGUGAGAGUUUGGUAUCACUGAACAGUAAUCCUGAUUACAUCGGACCAGCCUAUACCAAAUCAGAUUCAGCCAGCGAUGUCAGAGAAGGAAGUCAAUUGAAUUCAGAAGAGAUUGACGCUUGGUUGAUGAACCUAGAAGCUGGAGUAGACCUGGCCCUGGAACGAGCUAAGGCCUGGUCUAAAUAUGCCAAAGAUGUCAUCUUCUAUGUAGAGAAGAGGGUCCAUCUUGAGAUGGAGUUUGCAAGAAGUCUGUCAAAACUCGCUGCUACAACUCGUCCAAUACUCAGAGAAGAGACGUAUCUACCUUUCCAAUCAACGUAUCUCAUGUCACUAGAACAUGACAUUGAAUACGCCACAAACUGCGAGGCUACCUAUACUCACAUACAAGGCCAUAAGUUUGUUGAGCAAUUAGACGCAAGGAGGGCAGAACACGACAAGAAAAGAAAAUCAAUAAGGCUUCAAUGGAAUACGGUCAAGAAAGAAAUGACUGAAUGUCGCAUGAACCUCGAGAAGUCACGUCAGCUUUACUACUCAAGAUAUCACGAAUACGAGAGAGCGAAGGAAGCCACAGCAAAGAUAGAGAACGAAAUGAUGAACUCUAGUGGAGGAACUCACCAUCCAAAGUUAGAUAAAAGAAAGAGGGCAGAAGACGACGCCUUGGGAAAGGCUCAAGAAGCAGAAACAACGUAUAAAGCCUGCGUAGCAGAGACUAACAACAAGCAACAAGACAUGCUACGAGUCAAGCAAAAAUUGUUGGUACAACUCAGAGAAAUCAUCUUUAUGUGUGACCAGACCAUGAAAGCAGUGACACAUAGCUACUUCCAGAUGCAACACACACUAUCUGCACCAGCACCAAUACAGUUUCAAACCCUUUGUGAGCAGAUCCGGUCCUACGAACCCGGCCUUCAGUUCAGCCAUUACGUCAAACAUCACAAGAGGUUCAUGACGGGGCAUGCGUUACAAGACAAUGAACCACUCGUGUUUGAGCCGUAUAACAAUGCGAGUUCACUGCAGAGAGAGAGGAAGACAAGCUCGCAGUCGUAUGAUAGCUUUGAGGAUGAUAAGAUAUUCCUUCGUAACAGGUCCGACUCUGGAUCAAGACGAUCAGAUAAAUCUCAGAGGAUGCAGGCGUGGCAGGCCCAUCCUGUAAGUGACUCUGAGAGCAUCAGUGGCAGUUCUACCAAGUCAGCAUCGCCAUCGGCUAGUCCUAGGAAUGGACCAAGGGUCAUCGGCAGGGAUACGGGGGGUGCGCUCUCCUCGGGCGAUGAGCUAGGGGACGACGCCCCACCUGUUGUCGUCAGCAGCAGACCCAACAGACUGAUUGAACCAAUACCAAACGCAUUCAAGAACUUGACCCUCUCCAAGGCUGCACUGACGCACAUGAUCAGGAAGCUCCGUACCCCAUCCAAGUGCCGCGAGUGCGAGAGCUACGUCUACUUCAACGGUGCGGAAUGCGAGAGGUGCGGACUGGCUUGCCACAAGAAGUGCCUGGAGUCCCUGGCCAUCAACUGCGGUGGCAAGCGGCUCAUGGGCAAGAUGAACGUCUUCGGGGUGAACUUGGCUGAACACCUGAGGGCGACAGGCAGGGAGGUGCCCUUCAUCGUGACCAAGUGCAUCUCAGAGAUUAACAAGAAAGCUUUGCAAGUCAAGGGUAUCUAUAGGGUCGCAGGGUUAAAGGUCAAAGUUGAGAAGCUGUGCCAAACCUUUGAGAACGGUGCCGACCUCGUUGACCUCUCGGAGAGUCCUCCACAUCUCAUUACCAGUACACUCAAGCUUUAUCUGAGACAGCUCCCCGAACCACUGUUGACCUUUAACCUUUACCCAGACUUCAUAGCAGCAGCCAAAGAGUUUCCUCAGAAGGAGGGUGUGGUCUACGACGACGCGGAGAUCGUCGCCAGGUUCAAGCAGGUCAUCAACAGACUCCCCCAACCCCACCACAACACAGCCAAAGUUCUCAUGUAUCACUUAAAAAGGGUAUCGGAUGAACCUCUGAAUCACAUGUCUGGUAGUAAUCUUGGCAUCGUCUUUGGACCAACUCUACUCAAACUAAGAGAUGCUAAUGCUUCGUCACUGGAUGCACUCAUUGACAUGAACCACCACACGAGGGCGAUAGAGCUUAUGGCGUUAUAUCCAGAGAUCUUUGGACCUCAAGAAACACCGGUUGAAGACUUCCAGAGAGAUGAGGCUCAUUCUCCAAAUGAUAUCCACAGAGGUCACGCUCUGAACCAAAGUUCAAACAACUCAACCCAUCUGACGAGCUCCACCGCCACCCCGUCACCGUCGUCGUCAUCACAUUCCAUGGGGUUCACCUUACCUGGGAGCAGCGAGGAUCGCGGCGAUCAUCCGGACAGGAGGAGAAGGAACAGACACGCCCAACGUGUCAAGAACGGACAUAGCAGCGAUGAGGACGGUUCAGGGAGUGAUGGUGAAAGUCAUCACAUCAAAACACCCCACUCACCAAACAAACCAACGCUCCUGCAGCUGUCGGGCGGAUCAUCACAGGAGAGGUCCGGUGAGCCAGGAGCGUACGUCCCCAGCGCCUAUACCAACCAGCAGCCACAGAGGAAGGGCGCAAGUGCGACCACGCCCUCGUCGCCGGGGGGCGACGCCACCAGUCAGAAGCAAGCCAAGGGUGGCCAGAAGCUGGACCCCGGAAAUCCCGACCAGACGACGCAGAGGCGGCGAAGCAGGGAACCUCGGUUCGUGUGACGUGCCGAAGAAAAGUCCUCCAUGGCUCACAUGCUGUUCUUGUUUAGUGAGGAUGGUUCCGAACAUUGGGUACCAUUUGCAAGUCAGGGAUAUGCUGUACUUCCUUCAAAUGAUGUAGAAAUCACCAUAUCCUGGAACCUUUGAACUUGGAGUCAAAGCAGUGUGGCCGUUCUCCCAUGCAUGCUUUUAUAGAUUGAAGGCUGGACCUUGUCUCCGUGAACAUUCAUUAUCAUAUCUUAGGAUCUUAUCUUCUUUUUAAAAUUUAUCUAUUAAAUUCAUCUCAAGCUUAAUGUACGUUUAAUAAUAGAAAACUUGUAUAUGAAAUUGGAAUCUUCUUCCAGCGGUGGUUUGGAAACGGAAAUGUAUGGUACAUUUGCCCAUAUUAUGAUAGUUGCCAGAGAUGUACUUUUGUUGUCUCAGAAAGUAUAUUGUUGAUUCAGUAAUGCUUUGUAUGAACAGUUUGGUAUGAAUGUAUGUUAGGGGUUUAGUAUGAAAGAAAGAGAGAGAAAAUGAAGGAGAAAUACAGAGAGAAAGAGGAGGAUAAAUACAUAGAAAGGGUGAGAGAGAGAAAGAUGGGGAAAUACAGAGAGAGAGGCUAUGUUGAAAACAGAGAAGUGAGAAAAAAAAGAGAAAAAUAAUAUUUAAACAAACAGAACCCUAUUCUGUUGUAUAUGAUGCAACUUUGUAGAAUUUUGCAUAGAAGUAUCUGGGUAGCGUUUCAUAAAACUGUUCGUGAAGUUCCGCACAACUUUCCUCGAGGCCAAGUCAGCUACAUAGGGAUAUAUUUUACAGUAGCAGAAAGGGAUGUAAGUUGUGCGUAAAGAUAUACAGAACUUACAAACAGCCUUAUGAAACCGGCCCCCAGAAUAUAAUUUCAUGUCUUUAGGAGCUCAGUGUAGUAGGAUUUCUGAAUAAGUAACACUUAUGCCAGCUUCACACUAUUUCUACUGCAUCAAUUCUCACCUAAAGCUAUUUUCCGAUGUCUUCCACUGGUAACAGCUAUCAGAUGUUUCGUGUUUGUAACUCUUUUCCAGUGAAUGCAUGCAUUUUAGUUGAGAAAGAUGCUUCUGAGAUGCUUCUGUUGGAAAGAUGUAGCUCUGACUUUGGUUAGCUACCAAAAAUAGGGAUUAUUUGUAAGCACUACGCAGACGCUUUUUGGAACAUUGAGGAUCUAUUGUCGAAAUCCCUUCAUGACAAAGCAGUCUUUUGGCGUGUUUCUACAAAGAAUCGUUAAAAACUGUUUUUAUCUUUUCCGGAUUCGAAAAACCGUAUCGCCCUUAAACCGACCUGUUUCUACAGAGAGAAUCAUCCGAUUAACACGGCAAGAACCACCUCCCAGAGGUGGUUAUGAGAAACCGUAUUUUACGCGAUGCGGUUUAUCAGUAACGAAUCGCUUUUGUUUCUACAGGGAAGUUUUCCUGAAUUCUAGAUACUUCCGCGGGUAAUACUGUUUAAUGAUUUUCUGUAGAGACACGCCGUUAGUAGCAAAUCGAUGUCCAUGACUCUGGACAAACAACAUAUUCGCAGUUUUUCGUCAGCUCCGUAUCUGCUGUCCCGGAUCACCAAUUUUCGACAAAGAUCUCUCAGCUGUUCAUUGUGAUUCGACAGGCAUUUUCAAUGCAUAUACUAUGUUCUAGAAUCAGUCCCUGUUGCUAUAACAAAAACUCUCUUUUGACACAGAUCAAAGCACACCAAUCGUCAUAAUCAAGAUUAGUUUAAUAGUCAUGCUUAAAUGUCAAUUAGUCCUGAAUAAUAUACUGAUGAAAAUGGAGAUUCUCUCUAACCAUUCGUAUCGAACCACCGAUUGCAAUUUAGCUUAAUGUUCCAUGCUGAAAUCUGUAUGUGUUUUCAACCAGAAUUCCUGUGUGUGUUAACGGUACAAACUAGACCUUGUAUACAUAUUAUAAUGACAAAAUUAUGUGGUUGUUACUUCAUCCAUGUGAGAGGAUUUAUCUUGACAGUAAAUUCACGGCUCUUAAAAGGCCACUGCACACCUUACGGCUGGUCCAGAUCCGAUUUGGGAACAAAUCGAAUUUUGCUCAUUUUCUGAAAAUAUGAAUGAAAUGUAUCUUUUUCUUUGAGGUUCGAAUUAACUGCAAGAAUACGAAUAUAACAAUUUUGGAUGAUUGCAAGCCUUUAUUUUGGAGUAAAGGCCAUGUAGAUCAAAUUGUAGCCAAUUGUAAGGUCGCUAUGACGUCAUUAUGACUAGAUAUUAAGUUUGCUAUUAUUCCAAUGAUGAAAACAAUGAAAUGAAAAACGAUGAAAAUCCAUAUUUUAUUGUUCGAAAUAGACAUGAAAUGGAAUACUCCAAAAAUUUGCUUUGCCCAAUUGAUAGUGGGCUAUAGCGCCAGAUCGAUGAGGCUCUAUCCCUUAAAUCGUUGAACGCCAAACAGGGUAGCAGCAACUCCCAUCUUUUAGCGUCUUUUGGUCUGACGCGGCCGGGGUUUGAACCCCCGACCUCCCGGUUGUGAGACGGACGUUCCACCAACUGAGCCAACACACCCUUAAACAAUAAGGAUGAUAUCAGAGUCGUAAGGUGUGCGGUGGCCUUGAGAAGAAACAAAAAAGGCUGUUCUAUUUAGCUUUACAUUAGUAAAUCAUAUCGGUGCUGGUAUACAUGUAUGUUGAA
Lytechinus pictus (painted urchin) is the source of this 5638-nucleotide messenger RNA. RefSeq names its product rho GTPase-activating protein 29-like. NCBI's taxonomy places the organism in Eukaryota, Metazoa, Echinodermata, Echinoidea, Temnopleuroida, Toxopneustidae. Gene Ontology annotation, molecular function: GTPase activator activity. The transcript is spliced from 24 exons. The record is from RefSeq and is a predicted model, not a curated record. Gene Ontology annotation, biological process: signal transduction; activation of GTPase activity. The coding region runs from base 1 to 3009 and encodes 1002 amino acids.